AUGCACAUUGGGAUUCUUGCAGCUGCUGCUCAUGCCAAUGCCAAUAGCAGCCCUUUCACCAUCUUCUUCAAUCCAAGAGCAAGUCCUUCAGAGUUUGUAGUUCCUCUAGCCAAGUACAACAAAGCGUUGUACUCUCAAGUAUCUCUUGGAAUGCGGUUUCGGAUGAUGUUUGAGACUGAGGAUUGUGGUGUUCGAAGAUAUAUGGGUACAGUCACCGGUAUUAGUGAUCUUGACCCUGUUAGAUGGAAAGGCUCCCAAUGGCACCCGUUAGCUCUUCGCUUGCUAUACCGCCUUCUUGCAUUUGAUCCCAAAGACCGUCCCGCAGCUGAAGAGGCACUGGCAGAUCCUUACUUUUAUGGACUGGCAAACGUGGAACGGGAACCAUCUACCCAACCGAUUCCAAAACUUGAGUUUGAAUUUGAAAGAAGGAAAAUAAUGAAAGAAGACGUGAGGGAAUUGAUCUAUAAAGAGAUACUAGAGUAUCAUCCUCAGAUGCUACCAUAUAAAGUUUUGCAUUUUGACAUCCGUUGUGUUCUGUGUUGGGUUACGUUUCUGUUUCAGAGAGAGAGAGAGAGAGUCCUAGCUCCUAAGGAAGAGAACAACCUGCAGCUUCUUUGGCCCCGACACCCGUAA
This is a messenger RNA of Eruca vesicaria subsp. sativa (arugula), 633 nucleotides long. The record is from the annotation of a GenBank genome assembly. Lineage: Eukaryota; Viridiplantae; Streptophyta; Magnoliopsida; Brassicales; Brassicaceae.